Messenger RNA from Lymnaea stagnalis (great pond snail), 1996 nucleotides. The record is from the annotation of a GenBank genome assembly. NCBI's taxonomy places the organism in Eukaryota, Metazoa, Mollusca, Gastropoda, Lymnaeidae.
CUGAACUUUAGAGCACUCUGGAAUCCUGUGUUGAUGUUGCUUUGCAUGAACUAUUUACUUGUGUCUGUUAUCAGAGGAGCGUGCAAUGACUGGGGACAGAUGUACAUCAUCUCAAACAAGGGGCAGUCACCCCUGUCAGGUGGGUACUGUCUGAUAUGGGGAAUAAUCAUGCAGUAUAGUUUCUCCCAGUGUCUAUUUCUUUUUCUCUUAAGUUGAAGAACUUAACACGAGUAUAGUUUAUAAGCUAGUUAUUGUUUAUCUAAUUUUUGUUCAAUUUUGAGCUCUGGAGCAUAAAUCUUUACAAAAUCAAGUUUCCCCUACAAAUUCCAAUUUUGGAAAACAAUUUAAUGGCCACAAAGGCAUUUAUCUAAUCAUUUAAAAAAAUCAUACUUCAUAUUAUUAAAUGAAACAACUAUUUCAAUUUUAAAGGAAGCAGUUUUAUAAGUAGCCAAGAGAUUGGUGGAAUUGUCGGCUCCUUAUUGACUGGCUACCUCUCAGACUUCAUGGUGUCCAAGGCAAGUAUUAACCUCAUUGAAACCCAUUUGAAACCAAAACCUGGUUAGCUUGUUAAGUUGUUUAUUAACAACCCUGCCCCACCCUGCCCUAUAACUAAUAAUGAUGCCCCUGAUUGUGGCCUUGUUGAUAGCUGCUGAUGUAUGACUUCAACAAUCUGAGAUUUACUUAUGCAUAGGAUUCUUUUUAAAAAAAAGAGUUUUUAAGUUUAAAAAAAAGAAAACAGCGUUUUUAUAACUAAUAACUUGUUUUAAUGUUUUUUUUACAGGGGUCCAGCAGUGCCAAGCCACGGCUUAGCCUGACAAUGUUUUUAACUGUGAUACAAACACUUGCAUUGUACUUCAUUGUUUUCAAGACAGACUCACAAUCGACACAGGUACUGUGCUGUGAUAUAUUGAGACAUAUUGUAAUCUCUUCUUGUUCUGCUCCUCUGCUCUGUGCUUAUUCAUUGGUCUACCAAUCACUUUUAUGCAAACAGAAAUUUACAGAACUGUCAUGCAAAUACUUAAGUGACUCUUCCAAACCACUAACAGGAAAACACGUGCAUGAGUCUACAAAGUGCUGACCAACUUCAACCUGAUCUUUUACGCUGAAAUUUUUCAUACAAGUCGUUUGGCCGCAUCUUGGCACUGACCAUUUCUUAUAUUUAUUUUAUUUCCCCAGCUUUGGACCAACAGUUUGGGUUUUUUCAUUGGUUUUGGAAUGUAUUCAGCCAUUUCCCUCCUUGGUGUGGCUUCUAUGGAAACAGCACCUAAAAAUCUCUCGGGCACUGCACAUUCUCUAGCGACAUUAGGGGGAAACCGUAAGCUUAUUUAUCACUUAUAUUGGUGACCAACCACUUUAUUUGGGCAGUUUAUUUAAUUAUUAAUCAAUUUAAGAAAAGCCGAUAAAGAACUUAAUGGUGUGAGCAAGUCAGUCACAUUUUAUUUCAUCAGUGUAUUAUCUAUGAAGUAAAGUUCUAGUUGUUUUUUUUCCUAACAUGUGGAUAUUUAUGAAUGUCAGUGUAGAGUGAGAGCCUUUUUUAAAAAAACAACAACUAGCCAUUGAGUUUAAUGAGAAUUCAAGGAAGUGACCAAUCAAAUCAAAGCCAUUUUUUCUACACAAAAAUAGGAUUUGCUUUGGAUUAAACAGUUGAAAAAAGCAAUUAAUUUCCAUUAUCCCACUUGCCCAUCAGAUUCUGAUUUAAAAUCUUCUUGCAUCUUUAUAAUUUGAUAGAUUUAUUAUUUUAUACAGACAGAAGUUUAGUAACAUUUAAAAUGUUGCCUUCAAAAUACAUUUAAACUUUUAUUGUUUUAACAGUUGGACGUGUUCUGGCUGGCUACCCACUGAGCAUUAUAGCUACAUGGAUGUCCUGGCAUGAGAGUUUUAUAGUAGUUUUCUUAACUAGUUUUUUAUCAAUUGGCAUUUCCUGUUUGUGCCUCAGGUUUUUGAAUAUAAAAGAACAAAGUGCUCCACUAAAGAAAUUUGAUUAAUGAACUCUUUG